Pistacia vera is the source of this 2131-nucleotide messenger RNA. Its product is annotated as tyrosine--tRNA ligase, chloroplastic/mitochondrial. Gene Ontology annotation, biological process: tyrosyl-tRNA aminoacylation. Gene Ontology annotation, molecular function: RNA binding; tyrosine-tRNA ligase activity; ATP binding. Bases 133 to 1608 code for a protein of 491 amino acids. Gene Ontology annotation, cellular component: mitochondrion; chloroplast stroma; cytosol. The record is from RefSeq and is a predicted model, not a curated record. NCBI's taxonomy places the organism in Eukaryota, Viridiplantae, Streptophyta, Magnoliopsida, Sapindales, Anacardiaceae. The transcript has 2 exons.
GUUGACGGCUUGACGCUAAUGACAUAGCCUCACUGACUGCUGAGUUUUAAACCCAAAAAUGUCAAUUGGGUAGACCUAUUUAUCUGCAAAGGACUUGCUCGUGAAGCCGGUAAGUGACACACCAAAAUCCAAAUGGCAGCCGUGGCUACUUCUGCUACGAGGACUCUCCUUAGUUCCCAUCACAAACUCUUUAUCUCGCCAACUUCCACAAGUUCAAAGAUAACUAACCUUUUCCUUAACAAUUACCGAAACAAAAUUAAGACUUCUGUUUGCUUUUCUUCCAUCAGCUCCCUCCAAUCUUCUCAAGAAACCCAAACCCAAACUCACAGCCGUCUCAAUGUAAUUGAUAUCCUUGAAAAACGAGGCUUGCUUGAAUCAAUCACCAGUGACAAUCUCAGGUCUCUCGCUUCUUCCCGUGACAAAACUCUCAAAGUCUACUGUGGUUUCGACCCUACUGCCGAGUCUUUGCACUUGGGUAAUUUACUUGGCAUCAUUGUUCUCUCUUGGUUCCUCCGCAGCGGCCAUCAAGUUGUCGCCUUGAUAGGCGGCGCCACCGCUCGUAUAGGAGACCCAUCUGGGAAAUCGCUUGAAAGGCCGGAACUUGAUCCCCAAACAUUGGAUAAGAACGCUUUAGGUAUCACUAAUAUUAUUUUAACGAUUUUUAAUUCCAGUAAUGUUGUGAUUUUGAAUAACUAUGAUUGGUGGAAAGAUGUUUGCUUGCUGGAUUUUCUCAAACAAGUGGGUCGAUUUGCUAGAAUUGGUACCAUGAUAGCUAAGGAAAGUGUGAGGAAGAGGUUAGAAUCAGAGCAAGGGUUGAGUUACACUGAGUUUACAUAUCAGUUAUUGCAAGGAUACGAUUUCCUUUACUUGUUUCAAAACAAGGGUGUUAAUGUUCAGAUUGGGGGAAGUGAUCAGUGGGGUAAUAUAACUUCUGGGACUGAUCUUAUUCGCAAGAUUUUGCAGCCAGAUAGUGAUAAUGAGGCUUAUGGCUUGACAUUCCCUCUUUUACUUAAGAGUGAUGGCACCAAAUUUGGUAAAUCAGAGGAUGGUGCCAUUUGGCUCUCUCCAUCAAUGUUGUCUUCCUACAAGUUUUAUCAGUAUUUCUUCUCUGUUCCGGAUGCUGAUGUGAUUAGGUUUCUUAAAAUUCUUACUUUCUUGGACCUGGAGGAGAUUGAUGAGCUGGAGAGGGAUAUGAAGAGACCUGGUUAUGUCCCUAACACAGCUCAGAAGAGACUUGCACAAGAAGUUACCCGUUUCGUUCAUGGUGAAGAGGGUUUGAAUGAGGCUCUUAAGGCUACUGAAGCUUUGAGGCCUGGAGCUGAGACUAAGUUGGAUGUGAAGACCAUUAAGGCUAUUGCUGAGGAUGUGCCAUCCUGCUCUUUAGCCUAUGAUCAAGUUCUAAAUAUUUCACUUGUUGAUCUUUCGGUUUCUGCUGGUUUGUUUGAUAGUAAAUCGGCUGCCCGGCGUUUGUUGAAGCAAGGUGGACUUUACUUGAACAACAGCAGAGUUGAUAGUGAGAGUAAGAGGGUUGAGCCUCAGGACAUUGUGGAUGGCAAAGUUCUCCUUUUGUCUGCGGGCAAGAAGAACAAGAUGUUAUACCUAUCCUGAAGUUUGCUCUGGCUCGAAAGAAAAAGGUGCUCUGUAGUAAAACCAUUCCGGAUAAGAUUUUGUUGUCUCCUUUUAUCUCAAACUAAAGAUGACAGUCGGUCACAGGGAUCACAUGCUUCCACUCUGCACUCUUACAUUUUCAGGAUGCCUCAUAUGGGAUGUCAACUUCUGGAUUCGCUUUUUUUUCUUCAUAUUAUAUUGAUGUUAAAAGUUGCUGGGUUCUUUUGUCAUAGACAUAAAACCAACCGUCCAAAUAACCACCACUCCUUCAUCUGGUCCUCAGUGUUUUACCCAAGUUAAAUAUAGCUUAUGGACCUUGUUGAGUUGCAGAGAAGAUGGAUCACUUUUCCGAAAUUCAAAAUUUCUGCCCUUAUUUUCUAUUAGUUUCUCACUGCUUUUAUCUCACGAAAUUCAUGUGUUCGAUGGGAUUCUUUCUUAGAUUAAUGAUCAUCAGUGGUGGUGUUUCAGUUCCUUAACGUUCACUGAAGAUUUCUUCAAAAUAGUAGUUGGUUGCUUACUAAAA